This is a messenger RNA of Dryobates pubescens (Downy woodpecker), 3875 nucleotides long. It is a transcript of the gene UBAP1L, whose product is annotated as ubiquitin associated protein 1 like. The transcript has 5 exons. Gene Ontology annotation, molecular function: ubiquitin binding. The record is from RefSeq and is a predicted model, not a curated record. Bases 1319 to 2842 code for a protein of 507 amino acids. Gene Ontology annotation, cellular component: ESCRT I complex. Gene Ontology annotation, biological process: ubiquitin-dependent protein catabolic process via the multivesicular body sorting pathway. Lineage: Eukaryota; Metazoa; Chordata; Aves; Piciformes; Picidae.
UCCCUUCCAACCCAAACCAUUUCAUGAAUCUAUGAAUUUCAAACCAAGUAAAGCUGUUGCAGAUGAUAAACAUCAAGAUGUUCUUCUUGGUACCACCCAGCUCUUUAGGAAGUGCUGAUUUACAGCAUAACCUGUGAGGAGGGUCCGACCGUCUCUUGCCAGGAGCUAGAGAGAGCUGGGGAAGGCGGGCUCGCUUACACAUAUUUUCAUGCUCUGUCUUUGUCAGCAUUGACGUGGGCUGUAACUUAGGCUGAGCCCUCUUAGGCUGGGGAGCAGAUGGCCUGGCUCUGAGCAGGCCCCCAACACGUUGCCUUGCGUGGCGUGUUGGCUGCAGGACACGUGCGGGAGCUGAAAGCCGGUUAGGGGCUCUGCAGUCUGGGGAUUACAGGCUGCUGGCGUAAGCAGCCACGCCACAACGUGUGAUACUCGUCAGAGCAGCUGAGCUGAGCUGGGCAAUGGUGCCUGUUACUCUGUCUGUGGGCUGGGAGCAGUUUGUUAGUCCUUUGCUGACAUAAGAAACAACCUUGAAUGCUGUUUCCUAUUAUAGACCAGGAGUUUGUGUUGAACAGGGAGCUUGAUCUUCCCUGGAUACAUCUGUCUGCGUGUUCUCUUUCUGUGGAGUGUUUAUCCUCAUUGCCCUAGGAACCAUUUCAUUCUAAAGGAAAAAAGAUAACUGGCUCAGGGAUGUCACACUGAGUAUUUCACAAGACCAAGUUCUGGCUAGUGCACUUUGGUCACAAAACCCCAAGUAAUGCUUGGACUAGAUGGAUCCCCAUAGGUCCCUUCCACCCCACACUGUGCUGGGAUUCUGUGAUUCUGUAAAUAGAUGGUUCUUAGAAGCUUAUCUGGCCUUAAAUUGUCUCUUUCAGCACCCCUCUAACACCAGUGUUUACCUGAUGCACCAGUUCCUUGUUUGGCUCUCAGGAAGCUGCUGUGGAGCUGGAGGGGAUGUCCUAGCCUCAGCUCUGACAACUUAGCAAUGUGUGUCUGCAUUCAUGAGCUCUGUGACUGUGGGUGCUCUCUGAGCUCACAGAGAACACCUGUGAGGUGUCAUCCUUGGAUUCUGUUUCUGCCUCUGUAACUGGAAAAAGUGCUCCAUCUUUCCCAGGCUUGGGAAAGAGAGUGUGUGAUGGGCAGCACAGGGAGAGGCAGGAGGAGGGAUGGGAGCAGUGGGGCAUGCACAAAGAGGAAAUGGAAGAGAAAAAUGCUCCAGAUCUCUUCCAAAUGAAUCUGUAAGCUUGGUGAGGUCCUGCUGGCUCAAGUUCAGAAUAGCAAAGGUUAGUUCAGACAAAUCUUGCUGGUAUCAGCCACUAAAAGUAUGCAAAACUGGACAUUGCAUACCAUGGUUCUUACUCAGCUGGCAGCAUCUCUAAGGGCUUUAUUCCUUCUACUGGUGUCUCUUGAAAUAGGUCAUCUUUCUCUCCUUCCACUCAGCUUCAGAGGUGCCAGUCUUGCCUUUUACAGUUCUGCUUCAUUCUUCCCUCCAGCAGCAAGAACUCAGGCAGCAGCAAUGAGCUACCUGGAUGAAGUUCCCUUCCGCACAACCAGCUGCCUCGGCGGGGACAUGGGGGGAGAAACCACUCUCAUCACAGCCCCUGCCAUUGAGCUCCACGACUGCACUGACAUCCUCAUGAGCACCAUGCACGACUUCUCGCUGGAAAGAAAAGUGCUUUACUGGGUUGAGGUGGCCUCUCAGCAGCAAACCUCUCUGCAUCGAGUCACCUCUGAAGUUGUCCCCACAGCUCCACCAUGCUGGCUGCUGCUGGUGGAUCCUGCUGACACCUAUGGCGGGAGAGCACGGGAUGGGCCGGUGCGGCGCAGCAUCAGCCUGAGCGCUGCCCACGACGGCUAUGGGCACACCAAGGGCAGAGCUGCCUUGUCCGACACCGAGAGUGAGACCUGGUGCUCUGAGGAGGAUGAGUACUCAGAGGACGAUGAGUACUCCUCGACCUCCUGGGAAGAGAGUGACAAGGAUGAAAAGGGUUCCAGGAGGAGAAGCAUUGGGAGAAGCGUGCCUCCGCGUCCCUGCUUUUACCUGAACCGACCAAAGACAUCACCUGGCUUGCUGGAGCCCUCACCAGAGAACAGUGACCGCAACGCAGCCAGCCCAGACCCGAGCAAGCAGAGGAGAUCCAUGGUGAUAUUUAACAACAUGAAGAACGAGCUGGAAGCAGCCAGGAGGAAGCUGGCUGCUUUGGUGCAUCCUUUGAACAGAGCUGCCACAGAGAGCAGAGAGCUCCCGGUGCCGCGGCCACUGCCGCCAUGCUCCUGCACCAGAUGCAGCAUCAAGUAUGGGCCAGCCCCGGCCGAAUCCCACCUGGGCACCCAGGUGCCAGCUCCUCCAGCCCCAGCCGUGCCGAUGCCCCCCAUCAAACGGCACAAACCCACGGUGCCGUCCCUCAGCCCCUACGCCUGCCUCCCUCCUGCCUCGGCGCCUACACGACCUCUCAGUUCCCACCGAUCCCAGCCGGACUCCGCAGCUGAUCUGCUCUCGGCGCUGAGCCAGGAGGAGAGAGACCUCAUCGAGCCUGUUAUAGCCUUGGGCUACCCCACCCGCAAAGCCAUCCUCACCCUCCAGAAGACUGGAAGGCAAAGCUUAAGCCAGAUCCUGAGUUACCUGGGUGCCUGUGACCGGCUGCUGAAGCAAGGCUAUGAAGAAGGGCAGGUGGAGGAGGCCAUGGAAAUGUUCCAGUACUCAGAGAAAAAGGCAGCUGAGUUCUUGCGUUUGUUAGCUCAGUUUAAUGAUAUGGGCUUCCAGCAAAAUGAAAUCAAAGAAGUCCUUCUGCUUUGUGGGAAUCAGAGGGAGAAGGCACUGGAAGAGCUCGUGAUGAAAGCCCAGUGAGCAGCAUCCUGGACCCCAGUCACAGCUUCCCCUCUCCAGACUGGACAACUGAAGGAUUUGGGUGGGUUGGCACCUGUUUACCCUUCUGCUGUUCCAUCCCCAGUAGAAGCAGCAGAGCUCAGCAGGCACACAGCACCAGCUUGGUGUCUCAUCUCGCUUUAUGGACAUCCAUCAUAAGCAGAUUUGUCACUGUUCUAAGGCAAAGGCUUAGAGUGUUCAUCUCCACCCACACAUCUCCACCCACUGUAUCUCAGCUGUUUAGAUUAGAGGCAGUAAGACCCAAACUACCUUCAGCUUAGGUUUUGCAGACCUCAAACCACCAUUUUUUCCCUCCAUCUGGGUGAUGAGUGUCAUGUUUUCAACUACAAUCAAAUGUGGAUUCUUAAGAGAUCAUAUAAAUCAGCAGCAGAGAUUGUUGUCAAAACUGAAGGCUCCUGCAGAAACAUUUGUUGGUCCUUGCUUGGGAGGAGUCUCUGACGACUUAGUCAGGGAUGAGCAUUGUAACUGAAAUCCAGUCUGACCACAUUAGCUUCCCCUUUUAAACCAGAAACUGGAGAAAAAUGCACAAUUCACUGAAGGUAAGGAAAGAAAUCAGGCUGCCCUUGCUCUGGAAAUACACAAGGUUUAUCCAGUGUGAGGAUUUAUGUUCAGGGAAUUCCAUCAACAGAGAGACAGAGAACAGCUUGGCUGUCCCUUGUGCUCUGCCCAAAUCAGGACUAUCCAGGGGACUCUUCCCUAAACUGUGGAGACAGUGGCUCCAGAGGAACUUAAGCAUGAAUGUCAGGAUCAGGAAAUUCUGGGUGCCCAGAGGAAUUCUUUGUGUAUAACUGGAGGGCAGAGAAUGGGAGCUUCAGGUCACAUUAUGGGAUGUCUCUUGGCUUGGUGGUGGAGCAGUGGGCAGUGUUUUUACAUAAAAGAAUGUUAGUUUGCUGUGAAUGAGACACAGAUGUACUUGCUUUGAGUAAAGAUGGUUGGAGAGGUUCUUCUGAAAUGCCUUUGUCUCUUUUCCUGUGAAAAUGCCAGCUGGCACAAC